This is a messenger RNA of Balaenoptera ricei (Rice's whale), 5490 nucleotides long. Its product is annotated as collagen alpha-4(VI) chain-like. The record is from RefSeq and is a predicted model, not a curated record. Lineage: Eukaryota; Metazoa; Chordata; Mammalia; Artiodactyla; Balaenopteridae.
AUGGAGACUUGGAAGACAUUUUGGGGGAUCAUCUUCCUUGUGGCUGGUUUUGGCUUCAUCAAGUCACAGAGAAUUGUGUGCAGGGAGGACUCUGUGGGAGAUGUCGUGUUUCUGGUGGACACCAGCAACAACCCCCAGAACACCCGCAGCGUGCGGAGCUUCUUGUACACUGUGGUCAACGGCUUCAAUGUCAGCAGAGAGGCGGUCCGCGUGGGGCUGGCCCGGUACAGUGACCAGCCCCAAUCCGAGUUCCUCCUUUCCACCUACCAUCGCGAAGGCGAAGUGCUGAGACACAUCCAGAGGUUUCCAUUUACGCCGGGGGGCCACAAGAUGGGGCUGGCCCUGCAGUUCCUCCUAGAUCACCACUUCCAGGAAACAGCGGGGAGCCGGGCAAGCCAGGGCGUGCCUCAAGUCGCCGUGGUGAUCAUCGGCAGCAGCCCAGCAGAGGACCACGUGCAAAAGCCCACAGAUGCCUUUAGGAGGGCGGGCAUCCUCCUCUACGCCAUGGGCGUCGGAGAUGCGGUUUCAGCAGAGCUCAAGGAGAUUUCGAGCAGUCCUGUGGAGAAGUUCGUCGCCUUUGUUCCCAACUUCUCUGGUUUGGGCAGUUUCGCCCUGAAGCUACGCCAGGAGCUCUGUGAUACGUUGGCAAAGGCAGCUCCACCUGUCGGCCACGUCUCUCCAGCUUGCAGAGAAGCAGUCCUGGCUGACAUUGUCUUCCUAGUAGACAACUCAACCAGCAUAGGACCCCAGAACUUCCAGAAAGUGAAGAACUUCCUUCACCCUGUCAUCUUGGGGCUGGACAUCAGCAGUGACCAGAUCCGAGUGGGACUCGCACAGUAUAAUGACAACAUCUACCCAGCCUUUCGGCUGAACCACCACCCUCUGAAGAGUGUGGUCCUGGAGCAUACCCGGAACGUGCCCUACCAUACAGGAGGCACAAACACAGGGAGUGCCCUGGAGUUUGUCAGGACCAACUACUUGACUGAGGCAGCUGGCAGCCAGGCUAAGGAUGGGGUUCCCCAGGUAGUUAUCCUGGUGACAGAUGGGGAGUCAAAUGAUGAAGUCCAGGAGGCAGCUGACAGGUUGAAAGAAGAUGGGGUUGUGGUGUACGUGGUAGGGGUCAACGUCCAGAAUGUCCAGGAGUUGAAAACAAUAGCCAGUGAGCCAUUGGAGAAGUUUCUCUUCAAUGCUGAAAACUUCAACAUCCUGCAGGAUUUCUCAGGAAGCAUUCUCCAGACUCUGUGCUUGGCCAUGGAGGGCAAGAUCAAAGAUUCUGCCCAGCAUUAUGCAGAUGUGGUCUUUCUCACUUACACCUCACAGAACACAUCAUGGACCAGUUUCCAGUGGAUGCAGACUUUCAUCUCCAGAGUGGUUGGCAUGCUGGAUGUUUGCAGAGACAAGUACCAGAUUGGGCUGGCUUGAUACGGUGGUCAAGGUCACACUGAAUUUUUGUUCAACACUUACAAACCCAAUGAGAUGAUGACUCACAUCCAUGAACACUUUGUACUUCGGGGAGGCUCCAGGAGGACAGGCAAAGCUCUACGAUACCUUUAUCAGACUUUCUUCCAGGAGGCAGCGGGAAGCCGGUUUCUCCAGGGCAUUCCCCAGUAUGCAGUGGUCAUUACCUCAGACAAAUCUGAGGAUGAGGUCCAUGAGGCUGCAGAGACAUUGAGGGAGAAAGGCAUGAAAGUCAUGUCUGUGGGUGUUCAAGACUCUGACAAGAGAGAACUACAGGGAUGGGCACCAUCCCUUGUAUAUGAGAUGCAAGGACAAGACAGGGUCAGACAGGUGAUGCAGGAUGUGAGUGGGGUGAUCCAAGGAACUGGGCAGCUUGAGAUGAAGAACGAAGCCAAGAUGGAGCCUAUAGAAGCGUGUCCAACUGCUAUCCCAGCUGACUUGGUGUUCCUCAUUGAGGAAUUUAGCAGGGCUCAGCAAUCGAAUUUCCAACAUGUUGUCAAUUUCUUAAAGACCACCAUCAGCUCUCUAAGUAUUCAUCCAGAUGUUGUACGAAUUGGCUUGGUCUUUUACAGUGAGGAACCACGACUUGAGUUUUCUCUGGAUACAUUUCAGAAUCCAGCCAAGAUCUUGGAGCUUCUGGACAAAUUAACCUACAGAAGAAGAGGAGGAAGGACCAAGACUUCCUGCUGCUUCGGUGCUGCUUUGGAUUUCCUAAGGAAUGAGGUUUUCAUUCAGGAGAAGGACAGUCUGUUCCAGCAAGGUGUGCAGCAGGUAGGCGUGGUCAUCAUGGAAGGCUUCUCCCAGGACAAUGUGUCCAGACCGGCUUCCCUCCUCUGCAGAAUUGGGGUGACUGUCUACGCAGUGGGUACCCAACUUGCCUUGGACAGCAUGAACCUGGAAAAGAUAGCAUCAUAUCCUCCUUGGAAGCAUGUCAUACCCCUGGAAUCUUUUUUGCAACUCAGUGUUGUGGGAAGCAAGAUUAAGAACCAGCUCUGUCCUGAGAUUUCGGGCAAAAGGGCUUCUGUGUCUGGGAUGAGCUCCGCCCUACAAGAAGGCUGUGUGUAUAUCGAGAAGGUAGGCAUUUACUUCCUUAUUGAUGGAUCUGACAGCAUCCACCAAGACGAUUUUCUCGAAAUGAAGGUGUUCAUGAAUGAGGUGAUAAAGAUGUUCCAUAUCGGGCUCGACAGAGUACAGUUUGGAGUCUUUCAGUACUCAGACGAAAUCAGUAGUCAGUUUACCCUCAGCCAGCAUGCCACCGUGGCGGGGCUGAAGGUGGCCAUUGAUGGCAUCCAGCAGAAUGGAGGUGGCACCAUGACAGGUCAGGCCUUGGGUAGCAUGAUGCAGGUCUUUGCAGACACUGCUCGCAGCAACGUGCCUUGGUAUCUCAUCAUCAUCACUGAUGGCAAAUCUAUGGACCCGGUGGCCGAGAUUGUGGAAGCGUUGAGGGGAGAUGGAGUCACCAUUUAUGCUAUUAGAGUCAGAGAAGCUAAUACUAUUGAGCUUCAGGAGAUAGCUGAAGACAGGAUGUUUUUCGUGAAUGAUUUUGAUUCCUUGAAGGCCAUCCAACAAGAAGUGGUACACGGCAUUUGCUCCUCGGAGACCUGUAAAAAUAGGAAAGCUGACAUUAUCUUCCUGAUGGAUGCUUCAGAAUAUAUCUCCCCGAAAGACUUUGAAAAGAUAAAGUGAUUCAUGAAGCUAAUGGUCAACCAAUCUAAUAUCAGUGCUGAUGAAAUUCAGAUUGGCCUUCUGCAGUUCAGCUCAAACCCCCAGGAAGAAUUCAGGCUCAACCGAUACUCCUCAGAUGUGGACAUUCACAGAACCAUCUCGGACGUUAAGCAAAUCAACGACGGCACCUACACUGGGAAAGCCCUGAACUUCACUCUGCCUUUUUUUGGUAGUUCAAGAGGAGGGAGGCCCAGUGUCCAUCAGUAUUUGAUUGUGAUCACCGAUGGGGUCGCCCGGGACAAUGUAGCCAUACCAGCCAAGGCCCUUAGGGACAGAAACAUAAUUGUUUUUGCCAUUGGGGUAGGAGAAGCCAAAUACUCUCAGCUUUUGGAGAUCACUAAUGACCAGAGCAAAGUGUACUAUGAAGAAAAAUUUGAGUCCCUGCUAAACCUGGAGAAGAAAAUUCUUUACCAGGUCUGCAUUCCACAAGGUAAGGAUCCUACUCAUUCUCUCAAAAGUGCCAGAUGCCAUUAUCUUCAUCAGAUGGAUGGAACCAACAAUUUUCAUCUGUAUGUCUGGGACACAGAGAACCAGCAGGACGUGGAGCACAUGGCCCACUGCGCUCUCUGCUAUGAUCAGUGCAGCCCGGACCCGGAGUGCGGGCUGGGCGUGCCCAGGCUGCUGGUGGUGGACACGGACGUGGCCUUCGUGGUGGACAUCUCCGUCGGCAUGGGCACUGACCUCUACUGCACAGCCUUGACUCUGGUGGACGCUGCACUUGACGACCUGGAGGUGGCUGCGCAGCCGAGCGCGUCCCCCCGCGGGGCCCACACGGCCCUGGUGACACACACGACCCCCCGCUUCUGGCCGGGUGCGGGUCGGCCACCUGUGCGCGAGGGCUUCCACCUGACCUCGUACGGCCGCCGGACGCAGAUGCAGAGGCACGUCCGCGAGGCCGUGGACCAUCCCCUUUGGGGAACGCCGGCCCUGGGCCACGCCCUGGAGUGGACGCUGGAGAAGGUGCUCCUGGCGGCCUCACUGUGCAGGAAAGCGCACAUCCUCUUUACCAUCGUGGCCAGCGAGACCAGCAGCUGGGACCGGGAGAAGCUAAGGACUCUGUCCCUGGAGGCCAAGUGCAAGGGCAUCACUCUGUUUGUGCUGGCCUUGGGCCUGGGCGUGGGGACCCGCGAGCUGGAGGAGCUGGCCCGCGUGGCCAGCGCCCCCUCCAAACAGCACCUGCGGCACCUUGAGGGGAUCUUGGACGCAGAGGCGGCCUAUGCCUGGGGCUUCACGCGGGCCUUCCUGAACCUUCUAAAAAGUAGAACAAACCAGUACCCACACCCAGAGCUCAUUGAAGAAUGUGGAGGCCUGAGCCGAGGGGACACCUUGCUGCAACCCAUCCUGUCUGUCAAGAGGUUGCCCAAGCGCCAGUUUGGCAAAUCUGGCCUUGCUGAUGAUUUGGAAGCACUCGAAGCAACAGGCUCUUUUCUAGAGGAGAAUAGAAAAGCCACGAUGACAUCUUUCACUCAGCAAGAAGCACUCGAAAACUAUGAAAAGAGUGGCUACGAUGCUGAAGAAAAUGAACAAGAAAAGCCCACAAAACCAAAAGAAACAGGAAAAGAAAGAAAUUUAGGCACUGCCUUUGGUAAAAACCCAACUACUCCUUGCUUCUUGGGUUGUAUUUACUUUUUAAAAUCUUUAGCAUAAAAAAAAAAUUCCUGUGCACUGUGUUAGCCUGCAGACUUUGGCUUUCUACAAGCUUUCCUUGCAAAUGCACAGAUUCAUGUAUGCAGCUAAAGAAACUAGUUUAAGGAAACAUAUGAAGACUGACUUUUAUCUGAGUGUAAAACUGGAGCUAAUGGAAGCUGUCUCAGGGAGUGUUACAGAGUCUCACCCCAUGCAGUGUCUGUACUUCCUUGUGGAGAAGCAAUGACCUAUUGUGGAAGUGGUGAAUGUACUUCUGACCCUGAGGGAAAAUGCUCUAGCUUGUAGAAGGCUCCUUCAUCUGUGAAUGGCCACGUGUGUCCUGACCAAGUUUAAGAAACAUUUUGGAUCCAUCUAAAACAACUGUAGCAUCGAUUUUGGAUUACAGCCAAUGCCAUUGCCACCUCUUAUGUGUGAUCAACAAAUUAAGCCAAACAGUAAACACAUUAGAAAGAGAUAUGGCGGGAUUUGAUGCUGAAGUUUCUAAAAGGCAGGGAAAAGAUAGCUGAGAGACUUUCUAGUGAGUGGCGUGGUCAGUCCUGCUUAGAUUAAAUGGGAGGUCACCGCCCAGAGGUUUUGAAUGUGCCUAUAUGGUUCUCUCUCGUGCUCUAUCUAGGUGGCUAUGGAACAGUUAUUUUAAUCUCUCUGUGGCUCAGUUUUCUG